Molecule: messenger RNA, 1981 nt
Organism: Oreochromis niloticus (Nile tilapia)
Lineage: Eukaryota; Metazoa; Chordata; Actinopteri; Cichliformes; Cichlidae
Product: protein FAM181A
Exons: 2
Coding region: 789-1565 (258 amino acids)
Source: RefSeq, a predicted model, not a curated record
GUCCGCGGGCCAGAGGGAGCCAUGGAGACCCCAUAAUAUGACACAGGAAAAUGUUUGCUGAUGGCAAUUCUAUGGGCUUUGUCCGACUCUUUUUCCUUCAUGACGACUCGAUUUAAGUCUCUAAAUGUUUGACUACAAAUGCAGGAGUGCUAUCCAGCUCCUUUCCCUUUGUCCCGCGAGGUUUGAAUGAGUAAUUCAGCCUUUGUGUCGCUCGAUUGAGGGGGCAAACAGAAAGACAAGAUUCUUGAGCCUUCAAGACCCUUUCCAUGGUUAUGCACUCUUCAGAUCCCACCACCCCUCACCAAAUCCUACAGCUGACAUCACUCUUGGGGAGGGAAUAACGGGCUUAUGUGUUAGAAACUCAACUUUAACCGCUCUGAUAUCAGGUUAUAAUGCAUGCAUGCACGACAAGAAUUCGCACUCGUUUUUUAAAUGCACAUUUACUAUUUUCGGAGCAGAAAUCAUCUUGUAGGAGAAAUAUCGCAUCCCCUCAGCGGCUUUCCCCCCUCCAGAUCUCCAUGACAACAAUUUGCGAUGGUGAAGAAUUUGAUACCAGGGCGCUUGGAGGCUGAUUGGGGUGCAUUGUAAGAGGCCUGGGGUCGCUGAUUGGUUCAAGGGAAGCACCAUAACUACAAGGAGUUUAUAUUCAUUCAACUUGUUGAAGUGCUCCUAUACUGCAGCCUGGGAGAAGUCUGAGGUUAGACUGAGAGAAUCUGGACUGAUCCAGCAGUGAUCCUGACGGUGGAUUGCCUUUUUUUAACAUGGACUGAACAAACCCCAGGUACAAUAUGGCAAAUGCAGACAGUGAGGUCAAAACUUUACUAAAUUUUGUAAAUCUGGCAUCCAGCGACAUCAAGGCGGCCCUAGAUAAGUCCGCUCCGUGCAGGCGCUCCGUGGAUCACCGGAAAUAUCUGCAGAAACAACUGAAGCGCUUCUCUCAAAAAUACUCCAGAGUCCCAAGAUGCCACACACACAGGUCUGCGGAGUAUAGGUGCGCCAAACCGAUGGGGACUGUCCAUCAGAGUGUGACAGAAAAGGCCAGCUCUGGUGCGCAGGAUGUGGAUCACCUGGGGAGCUCUGUGGAGCAGGUGCCUAUGAGGAAACGCCAGCUACCGGCCUCAUUUUGGGAGGAACCUAAGUUGACCCCAACCAAGAGGGAGCACUCAUAUUUAGGAAUGAAAAGGAGCCAUGCAGGCACAUCGGAGGGAACUGAGAAUGAAAAGAGGAAACGAAGUUAUGAUGAUGAUGGUGCAAAGGCCGCAAUAUCUGCGUGCAGCCGGCGCAGCUCGACGGAUAAAGAGACGCUGAAACUGGACGUGACCUCUCACCACUGCGUGAGUGUGUGCGGCUGUUGCCCUUUCCAGUACCACGGACAUCAGAUCCUUCACAAUCACAUUUUUGUCCCUCAUCCGCCCCUGGGAUUGUGGAGCAAAGCAUCAGGGACUGAGACGGAGAGAUCCGAGCAUCCUUAUGGACAGAAAAUUCACACGCACGUUGUUGUCAAACCCAUACCGACCAAGCCCACCGCUCAGUCACCAAUCUUCAGUGUGUUUGGAUUCAUUUAAUUAACUCACUAAAUGAACCCAUCACACAAAACUCGUGUAAAUAGGACUAAUGACUUUCAGCGUUUCUCUUUCAGCAUUUUAAAACGAGAUACUUCCUCCAGCACUUAUUGAAAUGCUUCAUCUAUUUUUUGUCUUUUAAACCUAAAGGACUAAAUUGCACUGAAUAAUUUCAUCAUCUUCACUUUCAUGCCAGUCUUAUGCCUGAAAAUUGACAGUAAGGUAAAAAGGUUUCUACUUUUAGGUGUCUACAGAGGAUGAUUGUUCUUUUUAUAAGUUAAAAAAAAGUCAUAGAAUGAAUCCAAACAUCCUGUUUUAGUUUCCUCUUUUAAGUAUGAGAAUUGCCUUUCUUUGUCAAAGUAAUGUUUGAUAGGCACAUUUGAAACAAUGACUUUUAUUUUUAAAUAAAUGAUUCAACU